Myotis daubentonii (Daubenton's bat) is the source of this 637-nucleotide messenger RNA. Its product is annotated as large ribosomal subunit protein eL29-like. The record is from RefSeq and is a predicted model, not a curated record. Lineage: Eukaryota; Metazoa; Chordata; Mammalia; Chiroptera; Vespertilionidae. The coding region runs from base 52 to 513 and encodes 153 amino acids. The transcript has a single exon.
CUUUCUCUUCCGGUCCCUGGCGCUUCGGGAGCCGCGGGCUUCUGUGCAGAGAUGACCGAGUCCAAGAACCACACCACGCACAACCAGACCCAAAAAUGGCACAGAAACGACAUCAAGAAACCCUGGUCACAAAGAUACAAAUCUCUUAAGGGGGUAGACCCCAAGUUCCUAAGGAACAUGCGCUUUGCCAAGAAGCACAAUAAGAAGGCCCUGAAGAAAAUGCAAGCCAACAACGCCAAGGCCAUGAGCACACGCACUGAGGCCAUCGAGGCCCUGGUCAAGCCCAAGGAGCCCAGGCCCCAUAUCCCAAAGGGCAGCAGCCGCAAACUCAAUCAACUUGCCUACAUCGCUCACCCCAAGCUUGGGAAAUGUGCUCGUGCCCGCAUUGCCAAGGGGCUCAGGCUCUGCUGGUCAAAGGCCAAGGCCAAGGCGGAAACCAAGCCCCAGGCUGCGGGGGCGGCUGCAGCUCAGGCUCCCAAAGGGGCCCAGGCCCCCACAAAGGCUCCACAGUAGAGGCCUCUGUCUGCCGACGUGAAGACAGAAGGACUGGUGGGACCCCUGGGCUGCUGUCUGCGUGGCACUGGUGUCCUCCUGUGCUGUUUAUACAAAUAAACCUGUGGCAGGAAAAAAAAAAAAA